This is a messenger RNA of Penicillium antarcticum, 1470 nucleotides long. RefSeq names its product co-chaperone SGT1. The transcript is spliced from 2 exons. The record is from RefSeq and is a predicted model, not a curated record. Gene Ontology annotation, biological process: protein stabilization. NCBI's taxonomy places the organism in Eukaryota, Fungi, Ascomycota, Eurotiomycetes, Eurotiales, Aspergillaceae. Gene Ontology annotation, molecular function: protein-folding chaperone binding. The coding region runs from base 1 to 1470 and encodes 489 amino acids.
AUGCGCCGGACCGCCAUCUCCAUCCAGCCUUGGCUGAAGUGGAACCGCAGAAACACCCGGCCCUACCUCCAACGCCUCCUCUUCGGCCUCGAGUUCACUCUCCGCGAGCCCCAAGACCCCUCCUACGCCGCAACCGUAGCCGCAAUGAACGCCGCAGCUCAAGGUGACAAGGCGCUUAAAAGCUCCGACCUACCCCUGGCCAUCCAGCACUACACCCAAGCUCUGACGGAGCUACCCCGCGCCCCGGCCUACUACAUUUCGCGCUCGACCGCCUACACGCGCCUCAAGUCCACUGACGGCGGCCCCAACCCUCAAGCUGCCCUCCGCGAUGCUGAAUGCGGUCUUAUCCUCGCUCGCGAGCGCGGAAAGCGUGAGCUGAUGCUCGCUGCGCAGAUGCGCCGCGCUAUCUCGCUGUACCAGGUUGGCCGCUACGGAGAUGCGGAAUUCGUGUUUACUAUCGUUGAUGGGAAAGCUGGUGUGUCGGAGCCGGAGGAUAGAUCUGCUGGUAUCCAGGCGGCUAUGUCUGGUGUGAAGAAGGGUCCUCUGGGUUCUGAGUUGCCUGUUUGGCUCACUAAGGUGCGCAAGGCCAUGCGCGGGCUGUCUGAGGGUGAUGAGAAAGCUGUUGUUUCUGUUGUUGAGAUUCCGGAGAAUGUCCAGAUUCCUACUGAGGCUGAGUUGAAAGCUCAGCUGGCUGCUAUUAAGUCUGGCAGGAUUGUUGGUGCUGUGAAGGCACAGGAGGGUGUUUCCAAGGCUGAUUCGGCUCCUGUUUCGUCUGCCAUUGCUGGAUCUUCGGCUGCUCCGGCUCAGAAUGCUAAUAUCGGUGCUGCUGCCCCUGUUCCGGAGAAGGUGCGCCAUGAGUGGUAUCAGUCUCAGGACUCUGUUGUCGUCACCCUCUAUAUCAAGGGAAUCCCCAAGGAUAAGGUUACAACUGACCUGAAGGAGGGCUCGAUCUCUCUACAGUUCCCUCUUCCCUCUGGCUCCGAAUAUGACUUUACCCUGGAUCCCCUCUACGCCACCAUCAAUGCCUCUGCUUCAAAGGUAUCUGUCAUGGGCACUAAGAUCGAGAUCACCCUGCAGAAGCAAAAGGCAGGCCAGAAGUGGAGUGCUUUGGAAGGCUCUUCCGCCAUCGCGGGGCUGACCGACCGCCCCGCUGCGCCUGCUGCACCAGCUGCCUCAGGUCCGUCCUAUCCCACCUCGUCCCGCAGCGGCGCCAAGAACUGGGAUCAGGUUGCCUCUUCGCUUACCGAGAAGAAGUCCAAGGGAGACUCGAAGGAUGGCGCUGAUGAUGCCUCGGAUGAUGAGCUCGGCGGUGAUGCAGUCGAUGGAUUCUUCAAGAAGCUUUAUGCGAACGCCGAUCCUGAAACCCGCCGCGCCAUGAUCAAGAGCUACACUGAGAGCCAGGGUACUUCUCUGAGUACCAACUGGUCUGAGGUUGGAAAGGGCAAGGUUGAGGCUCACCCUCCAAAUUGA